Messenger RNA from Ipomoea triloba (trilobed morning glory), 1742 nucleotides. RefSeq names its product probable glucan 1,3-beta-glucosidase A. The transcript is spliced from 7 exons. Bases 77 to 1600 code for a protein of 507 amino acids. NCBI's taxonomy places the organism in Eukaryota, Viridiplantae, Streptophyta, Magnoliopsida, Solanales, Convolvulaceae. The record is from RefSeq and is a predicted model, not a curated record. Gene Ontology annotation, molecular function: hydrolase activity, hydrolyzing O-glycosyl compounds; actin filament binding. Gene Ontology annotation, biological process: cell migration; establishment or maintenance of cell polarity; actin filament bundle assembly. Gene Ontology annotation, cellular component: actin cytoskeleton; cytoplasm.
AUAGUCAAACAACCAUAUAAAAAGAGGCAAAAUCAUGAGAAUAAUGCACAAGAAGUAGAAUACAGUAGCUGCAGCCAUGAAACCCAACUAUGUUUUCCUCCUUGUCUGUUGCAUACUCUCAGUUUCUCAGGCGAAGGUCGCCGCUCAGGCGCCUUCUAACGGCUUCCGGGUUCGUGCUGUUAAUCUCGGCGGCUGGCUAGUCACCGAAGAAUGGAUCAAACCUUCUCUCUUUAACGCCAUUCCCAACAAAGAUCUCCUGGAUGGAACAGGAAUCCAAUUUAAAUCUGUUACGGUCGGAAAGUAUCUCUGCGCAGAGUCCGGCGGCGGGACCAUCUUGGUUGCUAAUAGAACUGACCCUUCAGGAUGGGAAACUUUCUCAUUGUGGAGGAUCAAUGAGAAUACAUUUAACUUGAGGGUGUUCAACAGACAAUUCGUCGGAUUAGACACGACCAAGGGCAGCGCCGGAAUCAACCUCGUGGCUGUAAAAAACACACCGGGUAUAUCGGAGACAUUUCAGAUUCUUAGAAACUCCGAUGACCGAAACCGUGUUCGGAUUAAGGCCUCCAAUGGUUUUUUCUUGCAGGCAAAAACAGAGCAACUUGUCACGGCAGAUUCUAACGGUAACGAGGGAUGGGGUGAUAAUGAUCCUUCUGUUUUCAUCAUGAAAAACACUGGAGGAUUACACGGAGAAUUUCAAGUAACAAAUGGCUACGGUCCAUUUGUGGCACCAAUUGUUAUGAAGAAUCACUGGGACACAUUUAUAGUGGAAGAAGACUUCAAAUUCAUCUCCAGCAACGGACUAAAUACAGUGAGAAUACCAGUUGGAUGGUGGAUUGCUUACGAUCCAAACCCUCCAAAGCCCUUCGUGGGGGGAUCCUUGAGGGCUUUAGACAAUGCUUUUUUAUGGGCUACGAAAUAUGGACUGAAGGUUAUUAUAGAUCUCCACGCUGCCCCAGGAUCUCAAAAUGGUUGGGAGCACAGCGCCUCCAGAGAUGGGUCUCAGGAAUGGGGAAACUCCCAGGACUACAUUCGACAAACAGUUGCAGUCAUAGAUUUUCUCACUGCUAGGUACGCCCAGAAUCCGAGCCUAUACGCGGUGGAGCUCCUCAACGAGCCGCGGGCGCCGGGGGUUUCUUUGGAGGCGGUAACGGAGUACUACAAAGCCGGGUACGCGGCGGUCCGGAAGCACUCAUCGACGGCGUACGUGGUGAUGUCGAACCGGCUGGGGGCUUCAAACACGGAGCUACUCGCGAUGGCCGGCGCGCUGAAGGGAACCGUGGUCGACGUCCAUUAUUACAACCUCUACAUCGACCUAUUCAAGGACAUGACUGCGCAGCAAAACAUCGACUAUGUUUACAACGACCGGAGAGCGGAGCUGAGCGUUGUGACAACCUCAAACGGGCCUCUCAGCUUCGUGGGAGAAUGGGUGGCGGAGUGGGACGUUAAAAACCCGACAAAGGAGGAUUAUCAGCGAUAUGCUAAGGCCCAGCUGGAAGUGUUUGGUCGUGCGACGUUUGGUUGGGCGUAUUGGACGCUCAAGAAUGUGAACAAUCACUGGAGUUUGGAGUGGAUGAUAAAGAAUGGAUAUAUCACGCUUUAAUUUUGUGUCAUGGGAUUCGGCAAUAAACAAUAUAAUGAUAAUAUGAAGCAAUCGUGAUGUAAUCUGUUUGGUUUUGUAACAUUUGGGUAGUCCCUGACUUGCCAACAUUGGAUAAGAAAUAAAAUACUUGAACUUCAUCUUA